CGAACGUAUUAUAAAGAGGGGGUGCGUGACUUAGCCCGGUCUUACUUUGCUGCGCAUUCAGUUCCGGCUCCCUCCUCCUCCCGUUGUUCGCGACAAUUUUCAGCGUCGAACAAGGCUGUCCAGUCGGCAUCUGCUGUCGAAGUGAAGUGUGCGUGCGUGUGGUGCUCGCCUGCAGAAACACACGCUUCAAGCGCGAGAGAGCUUAUCCUGCAAGUGGCGUAUGUCAGUACGUGUGUGGUGGUGGUACACGUGUAUUAUUAUUCGUAUAAUAAUCUACACGCAAGCGUAACCACAAGCUGCUCGGCCUUCGCUGGUCAUCCCUGCCGUGUAGUGUCGUGCAACUGAGUGGACAUCAUGCGCUGGAUUUCGGUCAUCCUGAGUCUCUUCUUGCUCGGCCUGGCAAUCGAGACGGCGUCGGCCCAGGCCUCGGACAUCUUCAUCGACGACGAGGAGGGCUCCGGCGUUGGCGGCCAAGCGGGCAAGGACGACGACGAUGACUCCGAUGAGUUCGGAUCAGGCGCCACGACGACGUUCACCGAGUCGGCGUCCGUGACCCCAGGCCCCGUGACCUCGGGCUCCGUGACCUCGGACUCCGUGACCCCGGGCUCCGUGACCUCGAGCCCCGUGACCUCUGGCCCCGUGGUGCCGUCCGAGGCCCCCACGGACGAGAACGAGCAACCCACGUCCCCCCACGAGCAGCCCGGCUCCUCGCCCCCCCAGGGUGCGGCAAGAGACGUGCAGAGCGUGGAGGCAGCGACGACGCAGGCGGCGGACGCACCGAGCCCAUCGCCGGUCCCAGCAGAUGGAAGCACAGAGAGUGACGUCGCCGCCGCCACCACCACCGGCAGCUCCAGCAGCAACGUGAACGGCCACGUGGGAAAAGGUCGCGGCCGCAUGGGUCAGCCUCCCAUGGUGGAGGAAUCGCCCAUCAUCCCCGUCCACAAAGAAGACGUCAAGGAAGGUCCGAGGGGACCUCCCGACAUGCCGGCCACCGCAAGCGCGGCCGUGAACGACAGCCCCUUCGAGAAGACGGAGGUUCUGGCUGCGGUGAUCGCGGGGGGAGCGGUCGGCGUGGUGAUGGCGGCGCUGCUCGUCGCCUUCCUCGUCCACCGCAUCCGCAAAAAGGACACGGGGAGCUACGCGCUGGACCCCAACAAACCCCCGCAAACCAACGGAGACUACCAGAUCGCUCCCACGCAGGAGAUCUACGCCUAGACGGGACGCCCGCACCACAAUCACCACCACCAAGAUCAGCAUCAACGACACCACCACCACAAACACCACCACCACCAAGAUCAGCAUCAAUGACACCACCACCAACGCCACAAACACCACCACUGCUAACACCUACACCUAGAUCACCAUCACCACAAACACCACCAGCACCGCCAUCAAGAUCAGUAUCAACAACACCUUUACAAACACCACCACAAACACCACCACCACCAGGAGCAACAUCAUCAACAACACCACCACCACAAAUCACACCACCACAAACACCAUCACCAACACUGCCACCUAGACCAACAUCACCACCAUCGCCACCAAAACCAGCAGCGAAACCACCAGCACCAAGACACCACCACCGUGACUCCCAUCAGCACAAUCACUACUGGGAACAUGCCAACACCAUCACCAUCACAACCAUCCUCAUCAUAACCAUCAACACCAUCACCAUCACAACCAUCCUCAUCAUAACCAUCAACACCAUCACCAUCACAACCAGCCUCAUCAUGACUACCACCACAAACCACCACAAACAUGCCACCACCACCAUCACUCACAUCAUCACCACCACCACAAUCGCUACUUUAACCACCGUCAUCAUUACCAACACCACCACCACUACCACCACGAAGAGAUACAAACACCAUCACCGGCUCCAGCCACAACGGAACUGGAUCAUCAAUGCUGCCCGCUGCCCUUGCCUGAGCGAGCGUAGGGGCAUGGGUUAACUCAUGCCCAGGUGUAGUGUGGGUGCGCGCCUGUCAACCAGCGGCUCGGAGGCAGGAGGUUGGUGGAUCACUCAAAGAUUGUGCGCUUCAGAGCCACCAUCGCCUUGCAGGGAGGCGUAGAGCAGACGGCAGCUUUUCUUGCGGGGGAGGAGGGAGAGAGAGAGA
Molecule: messenger RNA, 2120 nt
Organism: Lethenteron reissneri (Far Eastern brook lamprey)
Lineage: Eukaryota; Metazoa; Chordata; Hyperoartia; Petromyzontiformes; Petromyzontidae
Product: syndecan-2-like
Biological process (GO): cell migration
Cellular component (GO): cell surface; membrane
Source: RefSeq, a predicted model, not a curated record